UGGCUUGCUUGAUUUUCUCUCUGCUGUUGCAGCUUGCUUGACAGCUAGUUUUAAUUUUUGCUAGAACGCAUUUUGUAAACAAUUAAAAUCGAAAAGAAAUUGCAGAAAAUUUAAGUGCGUUCUUAUAUACAGCAGCUUAAUUAUCAUUUCACUUAACAAUUACUAUUUAACAUUCAAAUCAAGAGGGAGAAAGAAUUUCCACAUAGCUUUCUAUAAAACCGACAGUGUAUCAGCCAGCAGGAUCUCGGAAAUUUUCUGAACAUUUAAAAAAUGGAUUGGCGGCAAGCAGAAAUUUUAGAUUUAAUAUGUAUGUAUAGAGAAUCUGAGUGCCUCUGGAACUGCCUUAGUCCAGAAUAUAAGGAUCUCGAAAUGAAAAAAGAAGCAUGGAGAGAAAUUGCAGACCAUUUCGAGAGGGAUAUUGAGGAAGUAAAGAGGAAAAUCAAGCAUUUACGUACCAAUUAUGUUGUUGAAAAAAAGAAAGUCGAGAGAAGAAAAGGUACCACCUAUGAGCCCCGCUUAUUCUACUAUGAUGAGUUAACCUUUUUGGACCCCGUAGUUGUUUUACGAACAAGCCUUCUUAUGGAGUCGUUUCAUGGUGAUGACCCCUUAAAGGAAAAAACUAAUAACCGCCCGAUGAACGGAAAACGUCUGGCUAUUAAGAAGAAAGAAAGGCAAGAUUCUACAGACGAAGAGAUAGAGCGCGUAGAGUAUGAAAGCACUAGAAGUAAUUAUGACAUGAGUGAGAUAAACGGAGCAGCACCGGAAUCGCCACAACCACAACUGACACAGCCGGAAUCGCCACAAUCGGAGGUAGAAAUGCCGACUGAUCUCAGCAAAGAAGAAACAUUUUGUGCGAUGAUUUGCAGUGAACUUAAAUUACUUAAGUCCGAAGAUGUUUAUGAUAAUUUGACUCUGGAGAUAUUUUCAAUUGUAAAGAAUGCUAAAAUGGCAGAGCGUCACAUUGUUUAUCAACCAGAAGAUGACAUGAGAAGAACAUGAGGUGAUAGUUACGACUAAAAAAUACGAACAAUUCGCACGUUUAAUAAUACACAGAAUUAUUUCAAAAUUUCAAUUUUGUGAGAAAACGCAAUUAAAUAUUGAUAAUCGUAUGUUGAAAUCACACGGUAAUUUUGAAUUACAUCUCUGUAUUAUUAAACGUGCGAAAUAAUAUUUUUUACUGUACAAUAAAAAAGUUAUUAUUAAGCAAAUUAGUAUACACGUUCCACUCUGGAACAUUUUGAAUAAAUUAUAAAUAAGCUAUA
Rhagoletis zephyria (snowberry fruit fly) is the source of this 1262-nucleotide messenger RNA. RefSeq lists its product as uncharacterized. NCBI's taxonomy places the organism in Eukaryota, Metazoa, Arthropoda, Insecta, Diptera, Tephritidae. The record is from RefSeq and is a predicted model, not a curated record.